UUCGAAAAUAGCGCCACGAAGUUUGCAAGCCAACGGACGCGUGUGCAUGAAGAGGACACGUGUCAGCUUCCCACCUGCUCUGUUUUUUUCUUACAAAUUCUCUGUCACACUAGCACUCUUGUUCCUGUUUUGUUCCAAGAAAGAAAAAAAGAAAAAAAGAGGAAAAUAAAUAAAUAAUAAAUUUGAAAAUGAGUUUGGAGAAGCGUUCGUUGAUUGAUGAGCUGAGUAGCUUUGACAGCGGCGGGUUCUUAGAUCUGGGUCACCCUCUUCUUAAUCGCAUGGCCGAAAGCUUCACUAAAGCUGCUGGGAUUGGAGCUAUUCAAGCAGUUUCUCGCGAAGCCUAUUUUACAGCUGUCGAAAGUGGGAGUGGAAGCACUUCUGAGAAUGGAGCCUCCAAGAAGCAUCAUCACUUUCCAGAUCUUAGAGGAGAAAAUAACAGAAAGUCAGUUGAGGCUCUGGUUAAGAGCACUGGCAAAGAAUCUAUGCAAUGGGGUCUAGCAGCAGGAGUGUAUUCCGGCCUUACAUACGGGUUGAAAGAGGCAAGAGGCGUUCACGAUUGGAAGAAUAGUGCAUUGGCUGGAGCAAUAACAGGGGCGGCAUUGGCGUUGACUUCAGAGGACCACUCGCACGAGCAGGUGGUGCAGUGUGCUAUGACCGGAGCUGCAAUCUCCACUGCCGCUAAUCUUCUCACCGGAAUAUUCUAAGCUUUCGUAAAUUGUACUAUUUAAAUUCUAGCACUUUCAUGUGUUUGUUUUUUGUUCUGUUUUAGGAUUCCUUGUGUAGAAAAGAUCUUGUUAUCGCCUGAAGUUGUUUUUGCCCGAUUUUUGGGAUCUCGUUUUUAUUUAGUUUUGGAAAA
Messenger RNA from Erythranthe guttata (spotted monkey flower), 856 nucleotides. RefSeq names its product outer envelope pore protein 16-2, chloroplastic. Gene Ontology annotation, molecular function: amino acid transmembrane transporter activity. NCBI's taxonomy places the organism in Eukaryota, Viridiplantae, Streptophyta, Magnoliopsida, Lamiales, Phrymaceae. The record is from RefSeq and is a predicted model, not a curated record. Gene Ontology annotation, cellular component: chloroplast outer membrane.